AAGCAGAAACAGAAAAAGUCCUGUUUCAUAUUACACACAAAUGGCGUAAAAAAUAAAAGAAAGGAGAAGAGGGAUCCUGAGCUGAGGCUCUGUUCUUUGGGAAACAUUGAACUGCCUUUUAUGGAGGCUGCUGGUCUGGAAAAUGAAGAUCUCUUCAGUGGUCAUACUUCUCCUUACAAGAGUGUUCAUUGCCGAAGUGUGCCAGGCAAUCAAUGCCACCAUCACCCCGUUCCCCUUCACGGUGGCCCAGGAGGGCGAGAACAUCACCCUGACCUGCCAGGUGUCCCAGAGACGACGCUCCAGCAGCCUGCCCGUGGUUAAAUGGACCUUCCGGCCCGAGCAUUCUUCCAGCGACGAAGAGCUCCUCAUCGCCAAGGUCAACAUGAGAAAGGCCAGGUUCUAUGGGAACUAUACAAAGAGCUUCCCCUGGCCUAAGCUGAAACUGACAGUGAUCAAGCAGGGGAGGAUUUUCGACCUGCUCAUUAUGAACAUCUCAGCGGAGGACCGAGGACUCUACAUAUGCCGGGUGCAGGAGUUCAAGAGGCACCAGAGCCGAUGGAAGGCGUCAACGAACUGCACGGCCGCCACCGAGCUCAGAGUACAUGUCCUACCAGUGACCAAGGCCAAGGAGAGUCUGUGGAGUCUGUUUGAAGACAUGUACCUGUGCGCUGCGCUGAUCUGCUCUGUGGGACUGGUGUGCAUGUGCAUGUUCACCGUGGUGGUGACCUGCCAAUAUGUCCAGAGGAAGAGGUUAAAAGGAUGUGUUUCCCCGUCAUGCGCCAACGUUUCGUCUCAUUGUCUUACAGACAGCUACCAUUUGGUCAAGAGCCCUCAGAACAGUUCAGGGGAGACGGUGACCAGUCUAGUCAGUGUGUCUCCUGCCCUGCCCAAAAAGCAGAGGAGGUACAGGAGGAAACGUAGCAAAGAGCAGUCUGAGAUACCACCAGAGAUACCAGCUAAAGCACCCAUUGCAGACAAAAUCCGAAAACCCAAACUUUUAAAGGCGCAGCCGAGGAAAGUGGUUUUAGCUUCCUUUUCUUCUUGUCCCUUGCAGCCGAAGAUUGCAGAGGAAAGCCUGACUUAUGCAGAGCUGGAGCUGAUCAGGCCUCUGCCGGACAACAAAGCCUCAUGCACAGGCACGGUAUAUGCCGAGAUCCUCUUUAAGGAGAGGCAAGUGUGAGAAACACACCACUAAUAUCUUUAGGCUGUAGCUCAUGUACAUGUUAUAUUUAUGAUCAGUAUUAUUGUUUCAUAUUGUGUAUUUCAGUCAACGGUGGGAAGUCGCUUUUCUUUACAAAGUCCAAAUGAGAUGAGAUACAAAUGUGUUUUCUAUUUUGAAAAUGUUGAAUUUUUAUUUUACACGAGACAUCCUAUAUUCUUUUUUUUUGUUUUGUUUUUUAAUAUUCAACCCGAAUGCCUUAUCCCCCGAAAACAUCUGCAUGAUGUCUGCCAUGUUCCGCUAUGUAAUUACCGCAGUACUUCAGCUGCAAAGCUUGACAUUAAAGGCAACAAUUAGCCACCUGCCCUCAGGAGAUAAGUUUGUGCUAUCACGCCAGUGCUUUCAACUGGUGCCAAAGUCAACGGGCUCUUGGGACACACUGUACCCAGAGCUGUGGUCAGCUUGUGAUGGAGCAAUUUAACAGGCUGCAAACUAAAGGCCUUGUUUGGUUUCCCUUGUUAUAUAGCACCAGUGAACACCUCUCACCUGAAGAUUACAUAGCACAUCAUUAAUGAAGGUUGUUUUGUUUGUAGUUUGUAUAAGAACUACGCCAAUGACCAAAUGCCAUAUCGGUAUCUCUCAACAGCUGAGUUUCACCUUCUGGUUUGAACUUUUCAGUGAAUAUAAGUGUGUGUAAAAAUGCUUAGUGAAUUGUUUUCGCUGUUUAAUGACCCCUUGGAUUGAACCAUGGAAAAGCGAGCAAAACGCCCGGAUUUUCUUUCUCCCCCAGUGAACUUGAAACGCCAGACAUCUAGGCACCAUAACCAUGCCCUCCCCCAUCUUUCUCUCUCUAUCAUACAUGCAGAUCUAUACAUCUAUAAUCCCCAGAGUGGGAUUGUGCAUUGAGACGAUUCCACACGCAGGAGAAACCAAAUCUCUUCCCACAUACAUUGACCACAGCGAACUCUUAUCUAAAUCUAUCGAUACAAAUCUACACAAUGACUCAAAGUAAACCUCCGGGGGUGAGAGAAACUUUAGAGAACCUUUUUUAAAACUGUGAAGAAAAAAAAUGAAAGUCUCCUCCAAACCACAUUGGACUUAAUGGGAGGCCACUGCAUGGACCACUAACUAGAACCAUGUGUGAACGCUGAACUCUGCACUUUUCCUCUGCCGUUUGUUUCAAGCAGAGAGCGCCGUCCUCCGCACUCAUCAACAUUCCGCUCUGUUCCAUUUGGAGCUCCCAUGUUGUUGUUGUUGUUGUUUUGCAAUUGAAUUGACAUACGAGCGUUUGUGCAUGUAAUGUAUCAUGUGUGUAUCAUGUGCUGUAUAAACAUCGAGCGGAUAUGUUACGGUCAGCGGUUAUUAAUCA
Messenger RNA from Oncorhynchus nerka (sockeye salmon), 2528 nucleotides. RefSeq names its product V-set and transmembrane domain-containing protein 4-like. Gene Ontology annotation, cellular component: membrane. The record is from RefSeq and is a predicted model, not a curated record. NCBI's taxonomy places the organism in Eukaryota, Metazoa, Chordata, Actinopteri, Salmoniformes, Salmonidae. The transcript has 8 exons. The coding region runs from base 143 to 1180 and encodes 345 amino acids.